GCCUCCCUCACUUCACACACCCACGAAGCCUAAAGAAAACACAUCCCACUAGGUUUCACCUACUACUUGUCAUGCAAAUGAUCGCUACACCUAUCAAUCUAUCUGUAAUUUACUAGCUUAGUUGAAGCUUCCUAUAAUCAUUACAUACACAGAUUGGUUGUUUUAGAGUCAGUGAGUUACCAUGAGGACGAUGAUAGACCUUGGGAACCAAAGAGGUCAUCCUCUCCAUAUAAACACAAUGGACAUGGCGAUGGCCACUUCCAUCGAUUGUGGCCGUGAAGUUCGCUUCCGACGAUCCAUAUGGUCCCUUGUCGAAUGCAUGGUCCCUUGCUUCGGCUUCCCGCCGUCGGUCCAGGUCUCUGGAAGCGACACGGACCAGUUGAGCACCCCGACUUCGCCUUCGACGUCGACCAUCACCGGGACCUUCUUCGGGUACAAGAAGGGUCGCGUGAGCUUCUGCCUGCACGAAGACACGCGGGGAUCCCCGAUCCUGCUGUUGGAGCUGGGGAUCCCGACAGCGUACCUGGCGAGGGAGAUGCAGCACGGGCUGAUGAGGAUAGCGUUGGAGUGCGAGAGGAGCAAAGACAGGCCGUCGUCAUCGUGCUGGCUCUAUGAGGUGCCGGUUUGGUCCAUGUACUGUAACGGGAGGAAAGUUGGGUUCGCCGUGAAGAGGCGGAUGAUUGGCGGAGAUGAGGCGGUGCUGAAGAUGAUGCAGUCGGUGUCGGUGGGGGCGGGGGUUUUGCGGGUGGGGGGGAAGUGUGAGGAGGAGCUGAUGUACAUGAGAGCUAGUUUCAAGAGGGUGAUUGGGUCUCCACACUCGCACUCGUUUCACAUGAUUAACCCACUCGGUAGCACUGCUCAGGAACUCAGUAUAUUCCUACUCAGAUCAUGACACUUAAACAUCUUGUAGUAUUUUACUCUGUAUUUAAGUAGCACAUCACUAUGAAUAAAUUAUCUUAGUUUUUAUUCUCUACCUUGUUUAGGGAAACUAGAGCCCUUCAACGAGUGAGGGAUAUCAAAAAAUUUC
Messenger RNA from Hibiscus syriacus, 1027 nucleotides. Its product is annotated as protein MIZU-KUSSEI 1-like. The record is from RefSeq and is a predicted model, not a curated record. Bases 182 to 892 code for a protein of 236 amino acids. Gene Ontology annotation, biological process: hydrotropism. NCBI's taxonomy places the organism in Eukaryota, Viridiplantae, Streptophyta, Magnoliopsida, Malvales, Malvaceae. The transcript has a single exon.